AUGUGUUCUGAUGGUGUUCAUCAUGUGUUCGACAACGUCGAUAUUGCUGACAUUGCUUAUCAAUGUGGAGUACAAGUUCCUGUUUACGUGGACCAUUUUGGUACUACUGUGCACGUAAGUAAGGCAAAUGAAAAUGAAAAUGAGGAUAAUUGUUCUGUGAAGUCAAACAUGUCAAUCGAAGGGGAAGAAGGUAUUGACCUAAUUGACUUCGUGAGUCCACAAGAAAGCAACAUGAAAGGAGUAACCUACGAAGGAGUAAGUCAGAAAAUGAAAUGA
Messenger RNA from Lactuca virosa, 276 nucleotides. The record is from the annotation of a GenBank genome assembly. NCBI's taxonomy places the organism in Eukaryota, Viridiplantae, Streptophyta, Magnoliopsida, Asterales, Asteraceae.